AUGAGGCUGAGGGCGGCGGCGGAGGAGGCAGUGAAGAGCAUCGGACUGGGUUACGAUUUGACGCUGGACCUCCGUUUGAAGUACUGCAAAAGGGAGCAGAGUAGGCUGAUCGCCAUGGACGACGACCUGGUCAGGGAUAUCGCUGUUCCGGGGGGUAUUUUGGUCCAAAAUGUACCCAAGCCUAUCAAUUGUGAUAAAGGCGAUCGCACGCGCUUCAGCUCUGAUGUUAUACCCUUUCAGCAGAUGUCAGAACAGUUCAACCAGGAAUUAUCACUUUCAAGUAAAAUUCCGACAGGACAUCUGAAUGCAGCGUUUGAGCUCACGGGUUGUUGGCAGAAAGAUGCCGCCUUCACGAAAUCCCUUGCUUUUGAUGGGGUUUUCAUCACCCUCUACAGCAUUGCAUUAGAAAAGUCCCAAUUAAUGCUUAGAGAUCAUGUUAAACAAGCUGUGCCAUCAAUGUGGGACCCAGCUGCACUGGCAAGAUUUAUCGAGAAUUACGGUACCCAUGUAGUUGUUGGCGUAAAGAUGGGGGGAAAGGAUGUUAUAUAUGUAAAGCAGCAUUAUUCGUCAUUUCUCCAACCCAUUGAGGUACAAAAGAAGUUGAAAGAUGUUGCCGACAGGAUGUUUACUGAUGUGAGUGGACAAUCCGACCGACACCCUGAGAAAGCUUAUGGCAAAGAAAAGGAUGCAACUAAUGAGAAAGGACUUGGACUAUUGGAUCCUAGCGGGUCAAGUUUCCACUCUAGCCAAGAGGAAGUUACUUUCUUCUGGAGGAGGAGAGGUGGAAGCAACAGUAGGGAUAUGCCUCAUAGUAAGUGGUGUCAAACUGUUCAGACCGAACCUGAAGUAAUCUCAAUGACUUUCAUUCCAAUUUCAUCACUCUUGAGCGGAAUAGAUGGGAGUGGUUUCUUGGGUCAUGCCAUCAAUCUAUAUUUGCGCUAUAAGCCACCUAUUGAAGAACUUCAUCAGUUUUUAGAAUUUCAACUUCCCAGGCAAUGGGCACCAGUAUUCGGUGAAGUCCCUAUUGGCCCUGACAGAAAGCAGCAAGGCACUGCAUCUUUGAAGUUCAGUUUGAUGGGUCCCAAGCUUUACGUAAAUACUGAUGAGGUCGAUGCUGGAAAUAAACCCGUGACCGGCUUGCGUCUCUACCUGGAAGGAAAAAGAAGCAACUGCCUGGCAAUACACUUGCAGCACCUCUCCUCCUCCCCUGAAAGCUUCUGCCUUCAAAACGAGCCACGUGGCGGACAAAACAACUCCUCUGACCGCAGAUACUUUGAGAAGGUCCACUGGAGGAGCUUCUCGCACGUAUGCACGGCUCCAGUUGAGUCAGACGAUGAACUCUCCAUAGUCACUGGGGCCCGCUUCGAGGUGAAGGACUCCGGUGCAAAGAAUGUCCUCUUUUUGCGCCUCCACUUCUCUAGAGUUGAGGGCGCUGCGGUUGUGAAGAAGCCCGAGUGGGAUGGGUCCCACGCCCUGACCCAAAAAUCGGGCCUCAUAUCGUCUUUGUUUAGUGGAAAUUUCUCGACAGGGCAGAAGCCCGGUCCGAACCCAUCGGAUGUGAACGUCAACUCGGCUUUGUAUCCGGAAGGCCCACCAGUGCCUGCCCAGACGCUUAAGCUCUUGAGGUUUGUGGACACGAAAGAGAUGACGAGAGGAGCCCAGCACUCGCCGGGUUACUGGGUCGUGUCGGGGGCUAGGCUCGUGGUUGACGGUGGGAAAAUAUCUCUUCGCGUUAAGUAUUCUCUGUUGGCUGUGAUUUCUUGUUGA
Messenger RNA from Striga hermonthica, 1767 nucleotides. The record is from the annotation of a GenBank genome assembly. NCBI's taxonomy places the organism in Eukaryota, Viridiplantae, Streptophyta, Magnoliopsida, Lamiales, Orobanchaceae.